UUUAAUAGUUGUUAAUUAUAUAUAACUAAAAUGGAAAAUUAUUAUAAAGGGAAAAAUGUUGAGGAGGACUUAGAGAGAGACAAGAUACCAAUUAAAGAUUUGCCGGUAAACUUUCUUUGGAUGCAAGUUAAAGGUGGAAGUAAAAUGGGAAAUUUGCUUGCACAUGCAUCCGGUAUAUUGGAGGAUAAAACGACAACAGCGAUUGUUUGGAGUGCUGCAGGAGUGGGAAUCCCAAAGGCUAUUUCUUGUGCAGAAAUUUUAAAACGACAGUUUUCAAUCGGAUAUCAAAUUACCAAAUUGACACAUAAAAAUGUAGAAGAAUAUUGGGAACCUAAAUUAGAUGGACUUGAAACAAUUAUAGUCAAACGGAAAAUACCUGUAAUACACAUAUUACUGUCUGUCACUCCAAUCACUGAUACUACUGAACUUGGAUAUCAAACUAUAGAAGGAAAGAAAUUUUGGCAUAAAGAGGUUACUACUAGUAAUACAAAGCCAAAUCAAUCAUAUAAAUCUAAAAAACCUUUUAAAUACAAGAAAGCUGUUAUGAAUUCAUAGAAUGUAAAUAAACAAUACUUUUAGUUUGA
This is a messenger RNA of Achroia grisella, 584 nucleotides long. It is a transcript of the gene Rpp25, whose product is annotated as ribonuclease P protein subunit p25-like protein. Bases 31 to 555 code for a protein of 174 amino acids. The record is from RefSeq and is a predicted model, not a curated record. Gene Ontology annotation, molecular function: RNA binding. Gene Ontology annotation, cellular component: ribonuclease MRP complex. The transcript has 4 exons. Gene Ontology annotation, biological process: tRNA 5'-leader removal. Lineage: Eukaryota; Metazoa; Arthropoda; Insecta; Lepidoptera; Pyralidae.